UUUCCUAACUAAUAUCAGAAACCACGUGAAUAUUAUUUUGUAGGAAUUAUGAUAGAAAUCGAAUAAAAUAUUAACAAUAAAGAAUUGUUUUCAUUCGACAAUUGUUUUAUGUAUCAUGAGAAUCCAAUCAUGUAUUCGUUGUAUUAAUACAACGCUGAGAAAUGAUCUUUCAUUCACCAGUGUUUAUGGCUUUCGACAAAAUGGUUUCGCGGCCCACCACUAGCUUAGUAUAUGCGUUGUUUUGGUAUAUCCGCAAUGCAGGCGUGCCUAAGUUUUAUAAUCAGAUAGUUAGUGAGGCUGUGAUAUUUCUGGAUAAAACCUAAUUCUUAAAAUAAAGGAUAAAAAAUGGAAAGUAACAGCUCAGAGGAUUCCUGUUUAUCAGAGUAUUCAACAGAAUCAUCAGAUGAAGAUGGAAUGGAAGUAGCUCAAAUAAAUGGUACAAAGCUUCUUCUUCCACAAGGUUUAUGUGAUAAAGAAGAUGUUUUCAAAGAAUUCUUCUCUCCUAACUUAUGGAAUUCCUUAUCAAAUGAAAAUAAAGCCCAUCUACAAACUUUUUUGCCAAAUUUCCCAGAGAACGAUGAAGAAGAAAAAAAUAUUACUCUGGAAAAACUAUUCAAUUUCGAAAAAUUCAAAUUCAUAAGUCCUCUUCAACAAUUUCACGAAAAUCUUAAAGCAGGAUACUUCAGACCAGACAUUGCUAAAAUGAGAAGUAUGAUAAGGAAAGCUGAGCAUAGAGAAGCAAAAUAUAGAUAUAAAAAUCAUAAAGAAGCUUUGAAAUAUUCUGUUUUGGAGUCUAGAAGGAAUUUAUUGAAUCAAAUUAGAAACUUGCCACCAGGGACUGAUCCAAGAAUAGAAAAAGUAGAUGUAACUAAUUCAGAUAUAAUAAGGCAUAGAACAAAACGAAGAUAUUUUCAAAUUUUAUCAUCUAUCAAAGCAAGGACGGAAGAAAUUUGUUCUUCUGAUGAAAAUUAUUUAGAUAAUACAGUAUCUAUAUCAAGAAAGCAGAAAAGAUAUCUGAAUAGUAUAAAAAAUUCUUUGCCAAAUAGUUCAGAGCAGAAGUUUUUCUGUAGUUAUACAGGAACUAGUAGUAUUAACAAUUUAGAAUGGUUUAUCACUCCAAAUUCAAAUCCCUUUUAUAUUAAUGAAGAUGCAUAUAGGACCAUUUUAAGAAAACAUAAAAAGAGAAAACAGGAGGAUGUUGAAAAUCCAGAAUUCAAUACUAGGAACAUCACUCUUCAUGAUGUGAUACAUAGGACUCAAUUACCUUACUUAAAAAUAGUAAAAAUCCCAUCAUCAAAAAAUUGUACUGGUGAUCCAAGACCUCCUAGUAGGAAGAAAGUUAAAAGAGAUUCUAAUUAUUUUAAUCAUUUGCGGAAUAUACAUCCACCUUUAACAUCUAAUAGUGAAAAUGAAAGUGAUUGUGAUUCAGUUAUUGAUGCAGUGACAGUUCAGCAAGUGAAGCAUAUAAAAAUCGAGAAUAAAUCAGCUAAAACUCCUAAAUUACCUCCACUUAAAACUGUGAAAGUAGAAGUAAAAAAAGAGCCAGAAGAAAUAACAGUUGUCCCUGUGUCUCAAGAGGUUAUAACACCUAGUUCGAAUGUUAUAAACUCAAUCAGUAGCUAUUCACAGUAUGGUAAAAUUAUGCCAGUCACCCUUUCAGAUUUAGAAGGUAUCGACAUGAUGAAUUUACCCAUUGAUUUAGAUAAUUCUGACAUUGAUAUAUUGGAUAUAAAUAAUAAACCAGAAUUGAUGCAAGAAACACAUUCAAAUUUUUUGUCACUCAUUAGGGACAUUAUAUGCUCUACUCCUGAACAUAGAAUGGACUUUCCAGUUUUAGAAAAAAGGCUACAAACCUGGCAAGAAAGUCCAAUAAGUCCAUUAAAUGAUUGGUAUUCUCAUUGUGAUAGUUGGGUAGGCGUUUUAAAAUCAGCUGUUAAUUUUUUAUGUGGUAAUGCUACAGAAUUGCCCAAUGAUUUUGUUCCAUAUUUAGAAUAUAAACAACAAAUUGACGCAUAUCAAUGGAUUGGAGCUGGUAGAGACAGUGAUGGUCUUCUAGCUCCUUUAUGUAAAUUUUGGCUGGAUCAUCGAGAAGAUUCCAACUCAGUAAAAGUGAAAGAAGAGGUAGAGGUUGAACUAAGUGAUAGAGCUCAAACACCACCUCCACCAAGGUGUCCCACUAACUGGACUAUAAGGAAAGCAACUCAAGAAGAGGUUGAAAAGUUUCAAGAACAAGAAAAAAAAAGAUACGAAAAUCCGCAUAAAGCGUUCACAUAUUGUUGUAACGGUUACGAGUCUGUUGUAGCUCCCUUAAAAGGAAUAUAUAAUCCCUCUGUUGGCAAUGCUAAAGCAAGGGGACAUUCUAUUUUAACUGCAGAUCGACCAAACUUUGUUACAAUUCUAUCUUUAGUGAGAGAUGCGACAGCAAGGUUACCGAAUGGCGAAGGUACAAGAGGUGACAUUGUGGAACUUUUGAGGCAAUCACAGUAUAUAAGUACAAUGGCUACUGACAGUGUACUACAGACAGUUGUCAGUGGCGCAUUGGAUAGAAUGCAUACACAGUUUGAUCCAUGUGUGAAGUAUGACACCAAACGGAAGAUCUGGAUAUAUCUCCACAGAAACCGAUCCGAAGAAGAUUUUGAAAAAAUUCACCACCUGCAGAGUGCGACUAAGACAAUCAAAAAACCUCCCAGAAGGUCUCCCGCCAAACCAAAAGUGAAACAGACUAACGAUAAAAUAAAACAAUCAAAGGAAAAUAAUACAUCCCUGGAAAAUAACACAGAAAAAAUCAGAACUUCAAGAAAAACCGCGCAGGCUACAAAUAUUGCUCUCUCCUCCCCUGGUUUCUCAAAUCUAAAAACAAAUUCUCUUUUGAUAAGUAACAAUAUGCACCAACGAGAGCCGUCACCUCCUACAAUACAAAUACUGGAGAAUAUACCAUCAUCACCGUCACAAUCACCAGAGGAUCAGGAAAUCAGCCAAGCACUACAAGCUAUUGUGGAUAGCCACAUUCCGAGUCCAAAAUUGAAUAAAACGAAAUCACUUGUUAGAAUUUUAUCUCCAUCUCAAAGUAAAUCAUUAAUUUCACCAUCAGCUACUGUAAUGAAACAAGAAAAAAUAUGUUUUAAACCAGCUAAUGAUCAGGUUGUAACGCAGCAAUUAAUACAAGUUGCUGGCAAUCAAAAACAAACAAUUCAAGUAAUUCAAACCCAGAAUGCAGAGGAUGAAAGUGGCAAAAAAACUAAAUUAUUAACAAGUUCACAACCUCAGCAAAUCUUACAAAAUGUAACACCGCAACAACUACAAAAUAUAAAGAAUAUUACUUUGUUACGAAAUAAUUCACCAAUUCAGAAUAUUGAUUUAUCAUCUUCAAUUUUAACAUCCACCUCGAGUGAUAGUAAUGAAGUGAAGAGCAUAACUGUUACUGUAAGUAAACCUACAUCGUUGGCAGAACAAAUUGUGCAACCUGGUAUUCAAAUCAAAACACCCAAUAAUCUCACACCUGCGCAGCAACAACAAAUUCUUCAAACGAUAAAGCAGAAAAUUUUACCUCAAACCGUGAUUGCCUCACAACAACAACAAUUGCUUUUGAAACAGAAGUUGGUUCAAAAACAAGGGCAUAAUACAACGCAAGGAAUUUCAUUACUAGGUCCAGCUAAAAUCAAUACAGAUACAAAUACAUCAAAAGCUGGCAUUAUUUCUAAUCAAACACCAGUGGUAGCCAAAGUAUUAACAAAUGCAGCUGGGCAAGUCAUUUCAGUCGAGAACUUACUAGCACAUCAAAAACAGCAUGGUUCUUUACCACAAGGGACUACUUUGAGAGUUUCGGGAACAAAGGGAGGUCAGCCAAAUAUAAUACAUCUUACAGGAACAUCAAAGCAAAAUACUAUUGCUCAGUUUGCAGUUGCAUCACAAAAUAACAUUAUAACCUUAACUACACAGCCAAAACUGGUCGUUGCCUCUCCUACAACAUCUGUUACUUCUACUUUGACUUCAAACAAAACAAACAAUCGGGAAAGGAUCAGAGGGACUCAUUUGACGAAAUUGCCUCCUAAAGUGACUCAGCAAUUAAUUAAUGCAAAAAUUAUUCAAAAUAUAGAAGGUCAAAAAGUUGGACAACAAAAACUGAUUGUCGGUCAAGGAGCCCAAUUGAAACUGACUACCCCUACUGGAAAAAAUGUUUCAUUACAAAAACCCACUUUGAAUCUUGCCGCAAAUUCAAAUUCUAUCAGAAUGGUAAAUACAGCUAAUUUGAAUUUGACACACAUAGGAGGAAAGCCAGUGCUGUUUGCUAGUAAAGGAGCUACAAUCCAAAAUAUUCAAGGUCAAAAUGUAAUACUCCAAACGCAGCCAGGCUCAUCUGGACCGUCUUUGGUACUUCAAAAUAGUAAAAACUUUCAAUCGUCCACUAUUCCUAAGAGUUCUAAUAAUAUUAAUUUAAUCAAUCAACAAAACGUAUUACUGGGGUCUCAAGUGAAAAUGCAGCAGCCGCAAGUGGUUUUCAAAAAUAAUACUAUAAAUCAAGUGACGCAAAGUCAUAUAGUAUUGGGAGGACAACCUGUAAGAUUACAUACCAGUACGACCCCCACAACUCAAAGAUUGGUGUUAGCUAGUCAGGGACAAGGUGGACAAAUAGUUGCCCAGCAGAUUUUACUUCCUGCUGGAUUUCAAGGGACUGCAAUAAAUAUUAAAGCCCUCCAAGGUGUUAAAGUUAUUCCUAUUGCUCAAGCUCACAGUCAGAAUAGAAAUCUUCAAAGUAGACAAGUAUUUGCUCGAGUUGUGAGUCCUACAAUAAAUGCGAAGCCCCAGCAAAGUACAAAUACUAAUGAAAAGCAAGAGGAGCCCAAUUCUCAAGAAGAAGUGUAAAUAUUUAAGGUUAGGUAUAAGUAUAAAAUGUAAGAAAUAUUAUUUUAUUUCAGUUAAAAUUGUAAAUAGUACUAAAAUAUUUAGAUGUUUUAAUUUGUGAUUUGUAAUUAAAUGCAAUGAUUUUAACGAAAUUUUAAGUUAAAUUAAUUUAUGAAUGUGUAAUGUUUGUUAUAUGCAAAGAACAAUUUAGUUGACACAAAAGAUGUGACUCCAUUUGUUACAUAAAUCGGAAUUUUUAGCUA
Harmonia axyridis is the source of this 5105-nucleotide messenger RNA. RefSeq names its product nuclear factor related to kappa-B-binding protein. The coding region runs from base 346 to 4863 and encodes 1505 amino acids. Gene Ontology annotation, cellular component: Ino80 complex. The transcript has 8 exons. Gene Ontology annotation, molecular function: protease binding. The record is from RefSeq and is a predicted model, not a curated record. NCBI's taxonomy places the organism in Eukaryota, Metazoa, Arthropoda, Insecta, Coleoptera, Coccinellidae.